AUGAAAAGAGUUGAUGUCUUCUCAAUGCAAAUUGUUGCAAAAUACUUUCAAUUUAUUACCGAUUAUCUAUAUAUUAUCCAAGUUUGCAAGAAAUAUAAGUUUCUUCUUGAUCGUUUUCGUAUCAACCCCAUCCGAAUAAGCCCAAAGUACAAACCGUUAUUUACACACAUUCAAACUCAAAUUGUAUUUACUCCAUAUGACAUCAUCGUCCCAGUUGAUCGUCAUAUCUUUCUUUACUAUGUUUCAUAUCAGGAGUACAAAGAAAAAAACACACAAACUGAAGUGUACAAAAACGUCCGCUAUACAACAGAAGAUAUUGAAAAAUAUGGAUCAAAAAUACCAGAGGAAGUUUCACAACUUGGUAAUUAUCUUUAG
Entamoeba invadens IP1 is the source of this 375-nucleotide messenger RNA. RefSeq lists its product as hypothetical. Lineage: Eukaryota; Evosea; Mastigamoebida; Endamoebidae. The transcript has a single exon. The record is from RefSeq and is a predicted model, not a curated record. Bases 1 to 375 code for a protein of 124 amino acids.